This is a messenger RNA of Monopterus albus (swamp eel), 352 nucleotides long. It is a transcript of the gene cunh10orf53, whose product is annotated as chromosome unknown C10orf53 homolog. The transcript is spliced from 4 exons. The record is from RefSeq and is a predicted model, not a curated record. Lineage: Eukaryota; Metazoa; Chordata; Actinopteri; Synbranchiformes; Synbranchidae. The coding region runs from base 59 to 352 and encodes 97 amino acids.
ACGGAGGCAAAUCAUUCCAGUGAAGAAAGUUGGGUUACCCAGGUAACUACAGCAGACAAUGUCAACAAACGCACGGGUAACACUUUGCUACGGACCUUACGAGUCAAACGGAGUGGUACAACACAGGACCUUCCGCCUGCAGGGUCUCCGGGCCGCUCUGAGAGCGCGUGGGUACCAGGUCAUCUUGGAAGAAAUACGGGAGUGGAACAUGGUGGAGCUCGUGGUCAAUGGGCAGCUCGUCUUCAGAUGUCACAUAAAGCAGCUGGAGUUUGGUGGUGAUGGAAAACUGGACCCCGUUUGUAAAGAAGCGGCUACUGCUGUGGAUAACGUUUUCUUACAACCUGGCAUUUAA